Molecule: messenger RNA, 3358 nt
Organism: Cylas formicarius (sweet potato weevil)
Lineage: Eukaryota; Metazoa; Arthropoda; Insecta; Coleoptera; Brentidae
Product: zinc finger protein ubi-d4 B-like
Exons: 7
Coding region: 208-1974 (588 amino acids)
Biological process (GO): nervous system development
Cellular component (GO): nucleus; nBAF complex
Source: RefSeq, a predicted model, not a curated record
UCUGUGGUCGUUCGUCGGUGCCUGCUGGCCGGAGUAGGAUAUUUUGUGUUUAAUUUUACAUUCUGUCGAUUGCGUUAAUUUAAAUAUCAUUUGUGUUUAUGCAGUUUGGGGAGCGAAAGGUUCAGAGUUGCGAAAAUUAUGAUUUGCAAUAUUGUGCCUCCACGUAGAUGUUCAAACGCUAACAAUUGUUCUCCUUUAUGAGUAGAAAUGGCGGCCGCACCGUUACCAGUCGCGCCGCCGACGACGAACACUCAAACAAGUUUGGAAAAAAUCGAGGGGUUUGUAACUGAUUCGCUUUACAAGGAGACGAUCGAAAGUGCCGUUAAUUACAACACGAGGUUAUGUCUGGAGAGACGUCUGCGGUUGCCCUUCAUAGAUACCCAAACAGGGUUGGCGCAAAACCACUGCUCCCUGUUCAUGAAUAAAAGGCAAAGGUUGCCGGGAUUGUUACCAGGCCAGAUAUAUUCUUACCCCCGGCAAAGAUGGCGCAAAAAACGAAGGCAGUACUUGACCAUAAACGCUCGCGCUUUCGCAAGGGCGGCGGACGCCAUGAUGGACGGCGAAAGCGACAUGCACAACAUAUCGCAAAUAGAGAAUCCGGCGUUGCAAGACACGGACAGCAAGGACAGUCAGUUACUGCUCAAAGACGAGGUGUCCAAAGAAUGGUUCUAUGACGAACAAGACAUGCUGGAAAUGGACACUUACGACGAACCCGAUCCCGACUCCGACCUCGAUUACGAGGAGACUUAUAGGCAAAGGAAACGCGGGAAACGGGCAUCGGGGCGGGGCCGCACAGAUUCUCCUAGCACUCCUGGUAGGAGAAAGGGCGCCGGCCGCGGCCGCGGUAAGAAAGGCGUCGGGGGGCACAGUUUCGAGCCAACUCCGGGCGAUCCUGACAAACCUUUUGCCUGCGAACUGUGCGGGGCACGUUACAAAACAAGGCCCGGACUGACUUAUCACUACGGCCACUCGCACAAAGAGGGCGCUAGCGACGAAAAUUCGCGCGACAGUAACGCGCCACUGCCGCCUGCGGCGCCCGUCCCGUCGGCCCCGUCGCCGUCGAUGGGUAUGGGCGUGCCACCGCCCCCGGGCGGACCCCUGCCCGGCGGCGGCGCCUUUCCCGGCCUGCAACCGGGCGGGCCGCCCCUCCCGGGUCCCAUGCCGCCCAUGGGACCCGCGCCGGGGCCUCCGCCGGCCGGGGGCGGGGCGCUCGACAUGAACGCCACCUCCCCUCACGCCCACCAACACGGGCCGAGCCAAGGACACGUUUACCAAGAUAGUUACGUUUCAUUUUUGAACCAGACACCCGGAACGCCGUCACGCCGAGGCAGACCCAACGGUCCGCCGGGCCAGGGGUCGCCGAUGGGGCAGCCGCCGCCGCCCCCGAUGCCCGGUAUACCUCCGCACCACCCCCAGAUGGCCAUGCCGCCGCAAAUCCCGCCGACGCUGCCUCCCAAUUUGCCCCCGAAUCAGGGGCCACCGCCCGGCCCGAUGGACGAUCCGCCCAUGCCGAUUUUGAAACCCGAACGAGCGUUGGAACCGCCGCCCCAAUCGAUCGCCCCCCACCCGCAGAUGGAGGUGUGCCCGGAGCCGCAGCCCAUGAUGGCGGCGGGCCCCGAGAAGAAGGUCGUCGCGCCCAGUCCUUACUGCGACUUUUGCCUGGGCGAUUCGACGCAGAACAAGAAGACAGGCGGCGUGGAGGAGCUGGUUUCCUGCUCGGACUGCGGCAGAUCGGGCCAUCCGACUUGCCUGCAGUUUACUGAGAACAUGAAAAUCUCCGUUAAAAAAUACCGCUGGCAGUGUAUCGAGUGCAAAUGUUGCUCGGUGUGCGGAACGUCAGACAACGACGAUCAGCUGCUCUUUUGCGACGACUGCGACCGAGGGUACCACAUGUACUGCCUCAGUCCGCCCCUGGUGAAUCCGCCGGAGGGAUCGUGGUCGUGCAAGCUUUGCAUUGAACAAUUCCACAAGUGAAAUUUCUCAUCCGGACUUCCUUUCCCUCUCUCUCUCUCUUCCUCUUCUCUCUCCGGCUCUCUUCGUGUAGCGGCACGCUGCGCCCACGAAAGCGGAGGAGACGAGCGUUAUUUUAUAUUAUUUUAAACGAUUUAGUAGUAAGUGUUAGUUUAGGGAUACGUUAGGAGCAUAAAAAAAUUCGAGUACUUAACUUCCUUCGCAUUAACUCUUCUUUAAGUGGCCUAAAAUAGUUAAUCACCCGCUUCCGUUUCGACUCGACGGUGUCCGCUACCUCAGUGACGUCACGCGAGGGGCGCGGACGAUUAAACGUCACGCAAAAGCGAUUUUUUGGCAGCUGCCCCUACGGAAUUAUGAUUAUUAUGGAUUAUGCGGAAAUUUUCGACGAAAAAGGAAAGAGCGCCCGAGGUAGAUUUGCACAGUGUGGCCAUAUUUAUUAGUACAAAUAUAGGAGAUUCUAUCGGGUGUUACAAUGUUGCCGUGUUUAUAAUAAAUUGACGUCGUGUGUCUAAGUUUCCGACCCUGCUUUUAUAGUAAGUAGUUUUGGAUGGACGUUUUAAAAGUAUUCCGGCAUUCGCGUAGUUGCCAGAUCUACUCCUUUCGAAAUUUAAAUUUCAAAAAAUUACGAUUUGAUCAUCGCGUUUCAAACUUUAGAGCUGUUGGGUUGAUGAAUGAUCAAUUUAAGGAAAGGUACAAAAAGGCUAUUUGCUUCCAUGAACUACUUGUAUGCUUUCUACAAAGGUUAGGUUUGUCAACGAGCGGACUCGGUGAUCAUCAAAUAUUGCAUUGCUCUAAUCUUUUUGACAUACUAAAACGUGUGAUCGACACACAAAAUGUAGUCGCAGCAAGCAACUAAAAUCGCAAAAAAACAAACAAAAAUUAAACUCGAUGUCAUGGCCGCUUAAAAACAGAAUCGGGUAAAUUAUGGAUUUGUUUUGUCCCAUGUAUCGAAGAGACAAAGCGGCAUCUAUAAGUGUUUCCAUUAUUUUUGUUUUGUUUUUGAACAACGAAUUGAUAUCUUUGACAUUUGAAGUUGGUUUAGCUUUUCUUGUUAUUUUUUUAAAUAAAUAUGGCAACGAUGGGCAAAUCUAAAAGUAAGAGUCCAGUAUUUUUCUUGCGUAAAUUUUUCUCUCGAAAAUUGCAGAAUAAUCCGCCAUGUUCUGGUGUCUGAUUAACAUGGCCGAACCUCGCCAUACACGGUAUAUUUUGUGAUAAACACAGUUUUUUUUUAUCAAUUAAGUACACACGACAAUAUUUUGCAUUUCCAUUCGAAUAGGUUUUCCUCGGUAAUUUUUUACCACGUUGAGUUUCUGGGAAUAUGAAUUUGGUAUUAAACACUUGAUGUUUUCAUAGCCCUAUUUUUUAUGCGCAUACCUUACCCUUUUUG